Messenger RNA from Emys orbicularis (European pond turtle), 1326 nucleotides. It is a transcript of the gene GABRP, whose product is annotated as gamma-aminobutyric acid type A receptor subunit pi. The coding region runs from base 1 to 1326 and encodes 441 amino acids. The record is from RefSeq and is a predicted model, not a curated record. Gene Ontology annotation, cellular component: plasma membrane; neuron projection; synapse. Gene Ontology annotation, molecular function: chloride channel activity; neurotransmitter receptor activity; GABA-A receptor activity. The transcript is spliced from 9 exons. NCBI's taxonomy places the organism in Eukaryota, Metazoa, Chordata, Testudines, Emydidae. Gene Ontology annotation, biological process: nervous system process; signal transduction; regulation of membrane potential.
AUGUACUGCAGAUAUUUUGUCCUCAUCUGUGCGUGGCUUUUUCUUCCAACUCAAAGAAAGUGCACGCUGGGCCAUAAAUCGGACACACACAGCAGUGAUGCGGUAUCGCUCCCUGGAUUUGAGAACCUCACAGAGGGCUACAACAAAUAUCUCAGGCCAUACUUUGGUGGGAAACCUGUUCAAAUAGCAUUGAGCCUGGACGUUGCAAGUAUUUCAAGUAUAUCUGAGAGUGACAUGGACUACACUGCUACAAUAUAUCUACGGCAGCGCUGGACGGACCCCCGCCUGGUUUUUCAUGGCAACAAGAGCUUCACUUUGGAUGCUCGUCUAGUGGAAUUGCUAUGGGUGCCAGACACAUAUAUUGUGGAGUCUAAACGGUCUUUCCUGCAUGACGUUACCGUGGGGAAUCGUCUUAUAAGAUUAUUCUCCAAUGGCACUGUCUUGUAUGCAUUACGAAUCACUACUACUGUUGCCUGUAACAUGGACCUGUCAAAAUAUCCCAUGGACACACAGAUGUGUAAACUGCAGCUGGAAAGCUGGGGAUAUGAUGGAAACGACAUAGUGUUCACUUGGUUUAGGGGAAACGAUUCAGUUCAUGGCCUGGAAAAACUGCGUCUCUCUCAGUACACUGUGGAACGUUAUUACACUCUGGUCACGAGAUCCCAGCAGGAAACAGGCAACUACCCGAGACUGAUACUGCACUUUGAGCUGCGAAGAAAUAUCCUGUACUUCAUUUUGGAGACCUAUGUUCCUUCCACGCUGCUCGUUGUCUUGUCCUGGGUUUCUUUUUGGAUCACCCUGGAUUCGGUUCCUGCAAGAACCUGCAUUGGAGUAACAACUGUGCUGUCGAUGACAACUCUGAUGAUUGGCUCCCGGACCUCACUAUCUAAAACCAACUGCUUCAUAAAGGCCAUUGACGUUUAUCUUGGCAUCUGCUUCAGUUUCAUUUUUGGUGCCCUGCUGGAAUAUGCAAUUGCUCACUACAGCUCAUCACAAAAACAUGCAGCUAAAGAGCCUCAAAAGGGGCCUACCAAAGAAACUGAAGAUGUCAACAUCACGAACAUCCUCAAUAGCUCCAUCACCAGUUAUAAGCAGAAAAUAAGUUUAGCCAGCACUGAGAUUUCCAGCGAUAACAUCGACUAUCGUGACCUGACCAUGAAAACCCAUGACAAAAUUAGGUUUGUGUUGAGAAACAAAAUGCACAGGAUCAUCAGCUAUUUCACAAUUCAGAAUCCCAGCAAUGUUGACCAUUACUCAAAGUUACUUUUUCCUUUGUUUUUCAUGCUGGUCAAUGUAUUUUACUGGGCUUACUAUCUGUAUUUUUAG